Molecule: messenger RNA, 866 nt
Organism: Limulus polyphemus (Atlantic horseshoe crab)
Lineage: Eukaryota; Metazoa; Arthropoda; Merostomata; Xiphosura; Limulidae
Product: cardioacceleratory peptide receptor-like
Exons: 3
Coding region: 1-609 (202 amino acids)
Biological process (GO): G protein-coupled receptor signaling pathway
Cellular component (GO): membrane
Molecular function (GO): G protein-coupled receptor activity
Source: RefSeq, a predicted model, not a curated record
AUGCCCGCACUCAUCUUCAGGGCUCAAGUAUUUGGAACAUAUGAACGGACACUGACCUCUGUGUUCUUGGAUUCUCACGCAUUACAAUACGCCACACUUUGCUUACCUCGGUUGAAAACACACCAGAGCUUCAAACUGUUAUCGUUUUGUGUUCUAGCGUUUAUCGUCUGCUGGAGCCCGUACUUCAUCUACGAUUUGCUCCAAGUGUUCGAUUACAUAAAGUACAAUGAAACAACGUUUGCAGUUGCGACAUUUAUCCAAAGCUUGGCUCCUCUUAACAGUGCAGCUAAUCCAAUCAUCUAUUGUUUCUUCACGACCACCCUCUACCGGAAUCUACGGAAGUUACAGUUCUGUAACUGGCUGGCGAAGACCGUAUGUUUUUGUUUUCCAUCACUGCAGAGACCUCUGAGAGAAACCAACUCUUCUCGAACUUCGGAAAACACCAUGGCUGAGUCGUUAACAAGAUUCUCAAGGUGGAGCUAUGGAUCGCGUUUUUCACUCAAGUCUAACCCGACUAAAUCCAUUCAGAUGCGCCACAUAGUGGAAAGGAACGAAACUAAGCCUAAAGCGUUAAAACUUGGUUCAAAACGAAAAUGUUCAGAAGUCUAAAGGCUUUGUUUUCUCCUUACAUGUAUGUAUAAUGUUCACGUGUAAAUGUUUUUCGUGUUAAUUUUUAUUCCUAAGUACCAGCCAGUAAAACCUAUUGCAGUGAAAUGUUAACUGUUCUGAAAUGUCUUCUAGAACAGUUAAGUCAGUGUGAACCGAUCAAAGGUUUGCCUCUGUUAUUAUUAAUGAUACUUGGUAAGCUGGGCUACUGUAACAUGCUAUAGAUGGCCUCAUCAACAUUAAAAUAGAAAGAGAAUAAA